Messenger RNA from Rotaria sp. Silwood1, 615 nucleotides. The record is from the annotation of a GenBank genome assembly. NCBI's taxonomy places the organism in Eukaryota, Metazoa, Rotifera, Eurotatoria, Philodinida, Philodinidae.
AUGAGAGGGAAGAAGAAAAAGGAAAAUAAUAAUGCUACAUAUUGCCAAAGAUAUCGUCAGAAAAUUCAAUUAAAACGUUUACAAUCAAAACGUUUUGAUAAAAACUACAGAAAAUAUACAGCAGCGAGACAAGCAUUAUAUCGAACAAAGAAGAAACAACAACAAGAACAACAAGCUAUACAACCAACAUCAACAAUUACAGUAUCAAAAAGUGAUCUUCGAAAGGGUGAAGGUAUCCAACGUCGUCGUCAAAACACAAAAAAAUUUAAAUUAGAGAUAAAUAAAUUACAAAAUUCCAAUAAACAAUUACAAAUGGAAAAUAAGAAAUUGAAAGAACAACUAAUCUGUUUAACAUCAUCAUCAUCAUCAUCAUCAUCAUCAACAACAACAACAACAUUAUCAUCGUCAUCCAAACAAUCAAAUGCAGAUAGUACAACAACUAUAUCACCAUCAACACUUUUUUUUCAAAAUCUUAGUCCAAAUGCUAAACGUCAUGCUAAAGCACGUAUGGUUGCACAAAACUCGGAUUUACCUCGUGGUAGUAAUAGUAGUAUUCGGAAUAAGUUUGGAAUCAAUGUAAGUUGUGGAUUACUUUAUCCCUCUUCUAUUAUUUAG